Molecule: messenger RNA, 994 nt
Organism: Folsomia candida
Lineage: Eukaryota; Metazoa; Arthropoda; Collembola; Entomobryomorpha; Isotomidae
Exons: 3
Coding region: 98-844 (248 amino acids)
Source: RefSeq, a predicted model, not a curated record
CAAGAAAAGAUGUAGAAUAGUUCAUUGACAAUUGAUAGACGGCAAAACUAAUCAUGGUUCAAAGCUCCACUGAAAUUUGCGGGAUUGUGUAAUAAACAUGUUUGGACCUGUUUGUUUUGGGCAGUGUCGUUUGUGUGUGUGUCGUUUGUUGGUUUCAGGCGAGCUGCAGAACGUUUUUUCGUCACUUCACUUGUUUCCCUCAACUCGACAACAGCAGUCUCAGGUUUUGUUAACCACAACAAUGGCUUUGAACCAGCUUUUCAACCCGCUCAACCCUGUCGCCCAAUUAUUGGCUCAAUUACGCCAAAAUCCUCCACCCCCUCUCCCUCAACUCGACACGAUUUGGGAGUGGGACGAUUUAACGGGGGCUCCCAUUUUUCCCGACCCAAACAAUGUCUGGAAACGCUUCCUCCCGUCUACUCUCCGGGAUCGACGUUUUGCGUCAACGCCAGUUGGAGCGGCUUUUGUAGCUGGGAUGGAAGGGAAUUUGCAGACAUUUGAUGUGCAUUGUGGGGCCAAUCGGUGUCCGACCAACACAGCCAUGAUAGCCCUUUUCCGGAUGAUUCUGCAGGAGGACAUCAAGAAAAUAAAUGUCACCCGAGUUGGCCCCAGCCUAACCAUCACCAAAACAGUUAACCCGCUAAUGGAUUACGAUGCAAUUUAUCCACUCCAGGCAUUGAGGACAGAGGGCAGACUAGUGGAUGGUAUGCGCUAUCGACUUGGAUGGCGAUCAGUUGAUGCGAGAUCCCUUCACCCACUUCAAUUUUUUCCACCGACCCGAGGAUCGUCGAUAUGCCUUUAUCGAGGGGGGAUUCGCCAGCACAUAUCAACGACGUGGCCAUGAAUAUUUCUUUGCAAUGCAAUGUGGGGGUUUUGUAUACAAUGCCGCGAAUUUCAGUGGGGCUUUGAACCAUUAUUAGUUUCGCCAUUCGCCGUCUACUAUUUUUAAUGAAAUAAUAUUCUAUUCAAUUUUUACUAUCCUUUAUUUUUUUCU